Drosophila willistoni is the source of this 4257-nucleotide messenger RNA. It is a transcript of the gene ASPP, whose product is annotated as apoptosis-stimulating of p53 protein 2. Bases 381 to 3422 code for a protein of 1013 amino acids. Gene Ontology annotation, cellular component: nucleus. NCBI's taxonomy places the organism in Eukaryota, Metazoa, Arthropoda, Insecta, Diptera, Drosophilidae. Gene Ontology annotation, biological process: regulation of apoptotic process. Gene Ontology annotation, molecular function: p53 binding. The record is from RefSeq and is a predicted model, not a curated record. The transcript is spliced from 9 exons.
GCGUCAGUUGCUCAACGUGUUUACCUGUCUUCAGACGUGUUUUCCCGCUAAACACGCGCCCGUGUGCCCCCCUCUCUCUCUCUCUCACACUCACUGGAUAUAGCCCUCUCGCUUGCACUCGGUAAAUAUUUUUGUGUAUUUUAUGUGUGUGUUUGUGUGUGUGUAUAUUCAAUUUAAUUGAAUGGAAAGAAAGCCAAGUUAUACAAAUGGUAUGCAAAUGCAAAUAGUUGCGUGAUAAAAAGUGAAAAAAUAAUAUAAUAAAUGUUGAAUAAGUUACUUAAAUAGCAAUUAAAAGGCAGUAACAACAACAACUACAACAACUCAUCAACUUGAUCAAGGUGCAUACACAACAAGAUUGGCUGAAUCUCUAACGUCAUGGUAUGAAGGAACCGACAAACACUUUGGAUGAAAUUGUGCCCAGCAGGCUGACGUCAGCCGAACUGAGGGCGAUGGCUUUGCGACAGCAGCAGCAAAUCGACAGCCAGCACCAGCUGCUGGCCACAAAGGAGCAGCGUUUGCGCUUCCUUAAAUCGCAGGAGGUGCGCAGCGCCGUGGCCAGUGCCGAGGGUGAACGACUGCGUCGUCUGCGGGAGCGUGUGGAGGCGCAGGAGACCAAACUGCGACGCCUGAGAGCACUGCGGGGUCAAGUGGAUCUGCAGAAGACCUACAAUGUAACACUGAGCAAUGACCUGGACUCGAUACGAGCCUUAUUCAGCGAAAAGGAAAAAGAGCUAAGCCUGGCCGUGGCCAAAGUGGAAGCCCUUACAAGACAAUUGGAGGAACUGCGUCGCGACCGACGAUGUCCGGUCAAUUUGCUGGCUGCCGCUGCCGCAGGCAAUGGAGUUGCUCAAACUUUGCCGCCCCAAGCAUCGCGGGAGCUAGAGAAAUUGCGCCGAGAACUGAUGUACCGGAAUCAAUUGUCGCUGCAACAGGAUGCACGUUUGCAUAUGCAACGCGAAGCACUGCAGCAACGUCAGGCGGAAUUACGUUCCGUGGAUCAGCGUAUUUAUGAGCUGCAAACACGCCUGCAGCGCAAGAAACAGGCCAACAAUCAUCACCAGCAGCAACAACAAUUGCAACAACAGCAACAGCAGCAGCAGCAGCAACAACAACAGCAACUGCAACAGCAAUUGCAACAACAGCAGCAGCAGCAACAACAACCACCACAGGCUAGCAAACAUGUAGCUGGAAGCGUAGGUGCUCCUCCUGGAGGAUCAAGUGCUGCUGCUGCUGCAGCUGGAAGUGGUGGAGUCGCUGCCCUUAAGCAGCAAUUACUACAGAAACAGGUCAACCAGCUGGCUGCUGCAGCAGCUGCUGCUGCCGCUGGUCGUGCCCGUGGAAAUGUCGCCGCCGUCGAGCCAUUUAUUCAUACACCGCAAAAGUCUACCAUCACAUCGACGGCCAGCUAUUUGAGCGGUGGCAGUAUAAUGAAACAUGCAGCGGCAACGGCCAAUACCAAUCAACAGAAUCAGCUCAUUCAGGACCUCACCCACAUGAAAAUUACACCGGGCAGUGGUUUCUUUGCCAGCUCUGUGCCAGCUGCAACGCCAGCCACAUCGGCGGCAGUCGCAAAUAGUUCCAGCAGUGAAAGUGAUGAAUCCAAGUUGGCCAAAAAAUUGCUAGCUGCCAACAACAGCAACAACGGCAACAGCAACAGCAACAGCAAUGCAAUCAAGGCCAAAGCAACGCAGGCGGAUCUAAGAAAACAGGCACAGACCGAGGCCAUGGACAGUACAACGCAUAUUUAUGCUGAAGUUGGACCCAAGAAAAGAGAUCGAGAAGCAGCAGCAGCAGCAGCGGCGGCGGCGGCUGCAGCAGCAGCGGCAGCAACAGCGGCAACCACCACAGAGACAACGUCAGCAACAGCAACAUCGCCUUCUGCCAGCACAGGAACACCUGCAAUUGCCGCUCUUAAGAAACAAUUGCUCCAGAAGCAGUCUAGCAAUAAUAGUGGAACUACCGCCUCCGCCUUGAUAACCAAGCUUAAUCAACAGGCGACGGGACAGCCCAAAGACUCGACAGCGGAGCAGAAGAAAAACGAAGUUUCUGUGACCAGCGAAACAUUAUCCGAACGCAAUCCUCAGCAGCAGUUAACAGUGCAUAGCAUGCCCUUGGGUGCGGUCAGUAAAUCCGUGGCCAUGGCCGCCAAACCGCUUCAAGUCCAAGUGGCAGUGCCACCCCGUAAACCCAUAAGCAGUGUGGCUCCUACGAGUUCCACCACGAGCGCGAUACCCAAAAUGAUAACCUACAGUCCGAAAGUGAAUCGAGUGGCCCCGAAUGUGGUGCAAAUGGAUCCCUCACGACCGGCUCUUCCGCCGAAGCCUAGCAAAAUGUCACCCACUGAACAGGGAUCACCAGUCGAGGCAAAGCCGAGUCAAUCUCAGAGUCAGUCGCAGCCUCAGCAAACCUUUGGCCUGCAAUCGUUGAAUAUCAAUGAUAAUUUGCCCAUCAAGGCCAAACCUCUGACCAUAAGAAAGCAACCGCUUUUCGAGCAACCUCGUCUCAAAUCUGGUUCCAGUUCGAUGGCUCCUCUGGGCAAUGUGAAAUUGCAAUUGGGAAGAAAAUCGGAUGCACCUGGCCCAGUUAGUCAAGCGACAAAAUCCUCACCAGAAAUUUCACCUCAACACUCGCCCAUCAGCAAUUCCCAGUCGAGUUCCAGCGUCGAUGAGACGGAUCGAAUGACGGCAGCAACAUCGACGACAGGCGGAGCAACGGCAACGGCAGCUGAAUCAUUGGCAACAACUUCCUCCACCACAUCAGCGAAAGCAACGAAACCCAAACUAGGUCGAAGGGUAAGCUUUGAUCCGUUGGCCUUGCUAUUAGAUGCCAGUCUGGAGGGUGAAUUAGAGCUGGUGAAGAAGACAGCCAUGCAGGUGGCCAAUCCCAGUGCGGCCAACGAUGAGGGCAUCACCGCCCUACACAAUGCCAUCUGUGCCGGACACUUUGACAUAGUCAAAUUCCUAGUCGAGUUUGGUUGCGAUGUCAAUGCCCAGGAUUCGGAUGGUUGGACGCCUUUGCAUUGUGCUGCCAGUUGUAAUAAUCUCAAUAUGGUCAAGUUCCUGGUGGAGAGUGGAGCCUGUUUGUUUGCCUCAACGCUAUCGGAUCACGAGACGCCCGCCGAGAAAUGUGAAGAGGAUGAGGAGGGUUUCGAUGGCUGUUCCGAGUAUCUAUACAGCAUACAAGAGAAAUUGGGCAUACUGCAUAAUGGGGAUGUCUAUGCGGUCUUCUCGUAUGAGGCACAGAAUGCGGAUGAAUUGUCCUUCCAUGUGAAUGAGCCGCUGAUCGUCCUGAGGAAAGGAGACGAUGCCGAGAAUGAAUGGUGGUGGGCACGAAAUGCUGCAGGCGAUGAGGGCUACGUGCCGCGCAACCUGCUAGGACUCUACCCACGUGUGCCACCACAAUCGCCACAUUUCAGCGAUUAGCAGUUAAUACGCUUCACCAUACUGAAGAAAAAGGCCGGACGACUUGUGCAGAAGCGUUACAUAUCCAAGUUUAUCUAAAAAAGGCUGGCUAAUUCAGAGCACGUUCUGCCCACCCGCGCCCAUUUCCCACAUUCGGCCAAUCCACCACGACGAGCCACAUUUGUUAUGAACGAAUUAUUUAUUGCAGUUCAUAUAUAAAUAUUUUCUUAUAUUUUCUUUGGUUUCUUUUUUCUUUCCUGUUCACUUUUUGUUCUGCAAAAGCCACACGAAGGAAUGGAAUAUCGACUUACACACACACGAGAUUGUCCUCCAUAUGGGCCUAAACAUAUGGUGUGGCAAUUAUAUAUAUAUAUAUAUAGAGUCAUCUGCAUGCAACACCCAAAACACGCCUUGAAUUAGCCUUGCCUUUCUCUCUCUCUUUUUCUCCUGCAUACGUACAAUAAUUUAAAUUCCAUUUAAGCUCUGUAGGCUUAAGUUCCCUGUCCUUUCUCCCCCUCCUUCCCACAAAUCUCUGUUUGAAAUUGUUUCAAAAUUUCAAAUUUUCUGUGCAUAAAUCUAAAAAUUAUUCAUACAUGUUCGCCAUGUUAAGCAAAGCUGAAACAUUUUUCAUAUAAUAACUACAAAUUAUAUUUCGUCUGAAUAUUAAGUACUUAAAAAAAAAAACAAUUACAUAUAUCUAACUGUAAGUAUUUAAAUAUGAAAGAAAAAGAAACAAAAGAAAACGAAUUCAAUUUGUGAUUAUUUUUGUAUAGAAAUUACAAAUUAUUUAAUCAGUUUUAAUUCUUAUCAAUCAACAACAACAACUGAUUCGUUGAGCAAAAAGUAAAUUAGUUGU